This is a messenger RNA of Boleophthalmus pectinirostris (great blue-spotted mudskipper), 1353 nucleotides long. RefSeq names its product junctional adhesion molecule-like. Lineage: Eukaryota; Metazoa; Chordata; Actinopteri; Gobiiformes; Gobiidae. The transcript is spliced from 5 exons. Bases 47 to 1111 code for a protein of 354 amino acids. The record is from RefSeq and is a predicted model, not a curated record.
UUUAGUUUGAACACAGCUGUAGUUUGAACACGGCUGUAGUCUGAACAUGGCUACAGCGUGCAUGUUUUGUCUCGUGUUUUCGUAUUGGACUUUACCAGCUCAUGUCGACUCUCCUCCAGUGCCAGAGAGAAUCAAUACCCAAUUUAAACUGGAACUUCACUGUCGGGCUCAUGAAGGUGAAGUUGUGAUCCUUGAAUGGAAACUAAAGAGUAAAGACAGAUAUGUCCUUUUGUACAGAGACGGCAAAGUGCGACAUAAUGACCAAAACCCAUUUUUCUCAAACCGAGUGGAACUCAAAGAUUCACAUUUCAAGUCUGGAGAUCUCAGUGUGAUCCUGAAGAACAUUACCUCAAUGGACAGUGGGAUGUACACGUGUGAGGCUAAAAUUAAGACUUCACACAGAGAAAAGGAUAUCUACCAUGAAAUGAAUGUGACAGUGAUCGAAGCAGAUGAGCUGUUUGUGAAUCAGUCUGGAGUGGUUGAGCUGCCAUGUUCGUCUCCAGGGGGCGCCACAGUUCAUGAUCUAAAGUGGACUCUGCAGGAUCAGGAAGGGAAAGAGCAUCACCUCCUUCACUUCAGAUAUGGCCAAGUGACCUAUCAAGACCCAUAUUGGUCAAACCGAGUGAAGCUCCGAGAUCCAGAGCUGAAGUCUGGAGACCUGACCAUGAAGCUACUGAAUGUGACCAUGGAGAACAGUGGGACAUACAUCUGUGUGGCUCAAAGUCACUCUUCAGAUAGAAAAAAGAAAGUCUUCUUACACCUUAUUCCUCUGACAGUAAAUCCAGAGAUGAAGCCUUCACAGAAAGGAGCUCAGCACAUUGAAAUAUAUUCUGCUAUUGCAGCUCUGGUUGUUAUUAUUAUUAUUGCCAUUUUUGCUUUUGUUUAUUCUAAAAAAUGUAAAAUGAAAUGUGGCGCCUCCAUUGAGAAUGGUUCUGAUCCUGAGGGUCCCUCUCAGAGCAGGAGGGAGUCCAAAGACAUUCUUCUGGGAUCACACGAAGCAGAAGGAAAUGGAAAGUUUAAGGAAAUAUCCCAGAAAAAAAGAGGUGCACCAACUAACUUUUCAGCUGGAUGGGCCGCCUAUGAAGAUGUUACUGCUUUCCCUAGAAAGUAAUUAGCAUUGGAACAUUUCCAUCCCUAUUAUUCUUUAUUUAAUGUUGCACCAUAACGCCAAAGCUUGUUCCUAGUUUGUUUAUUUUGUUCACUGAUAAACACUCUACUAGAACAAAAUACAACCAAAGAAUGAACAAUGACUGACUUUAUACUUUUGGUAUAGGGACAACAAUAAACAAGAGUUAAGUGUCUGGAACAUGGUGCAGAUUUCAAACUGUUGCAAUGAGAUUAGUUUCUAGGAAA